AAUUUGAUAGCUCUCCAUUUAGCCACCAAGGGGAGUAAAAAAUCUUCAACAUGCAGUAAUUUACAUAAAAUCUAAUCGCACACAUUUCAGUCAUUUCCCUUGAAGAUUUGGAGCAACAUGUAAUCUGGAUGAAAAGGGGGACAGUUGUCAAUGUAUGGGAAGUGUGCUUGGACUGAGUGGCACAUCGACAAGACCGAGAGGCCGGACACACACGCAGAGGGACGGACGCAAGCCUUUUGUCUUCCUGGAGACGUCCUUCGACACCAGGAAACAGAACAUGUCAGAGGUGGAGGAACUGAAGGACCAGUAACGACGGCUCGGCUUUGCAGAGAGACGCAUCCCUCAUCCCCUCCCUCUCUCCCACCCUUCCCUCCCCACUCUUGGACCCCCACUUCCCUCUCUCCUCCGUUUUUAAAGGCGUAUUUUAUGCUGCCAGAGAGAGCGGCGCGACAGUGAGAGAGUGAGAGACGAUCUUAUAUGCCUCAAAGCCUUUCGCAAGGAUUCGUGAGGAAGUGCUAGCCGUGACUGAGCUGGACUGGACCGUGGCAUUCCUUGGAGGAGGAGGAGGGAGAGCCGUGGAUAUGGAGGACGGUGGGACACGGCACCUCAGCCAUGAGUGCAGGGUGGACAUGAUGGAAGAGGAGGGGGAGCCGCUGACCGGAGGAGAUGGACUGACCGGAGCUGGUGUUAUCCUGAUUCCCAAGCUGCCCCAUGUGGAGUUCAGCCUGGAGUGCAGGGAUCUGAUUGGCUCUGGCAGAGACAGGAAGCCCAAUGCUCUAGUCCAGGUUGCUGUCAUCGACCCCCGGGAACAAUACCUGGUCUCCCACGCCUGCACAGAGAUAGUAGAGGGUAGCAGAGACCCGUUGUUCCUGACAGGGGUGACCUUCCCUCCGGAGUACCCUGCCAGCCCAGAGACGCUAGUCAAGCUCACCGUCUACGAUGUGAGAGACAAGGCCUGCGACAAUAGCAGUUUCCUGGGCAGCGUUACGUUCUCCGUUAGCGACCUGCUAAGGUCAAAGGACGAUCAGCUGACCCUCAAUCUAAGGUCUUCUGAUGGUGUGCUGGCGGUGGGGACAGUGUUGGUGAGCCGUGUGAACAUGGGGGAGAUGGAGGAGGGGGACAUGGAUCACAUCACGGCCGACGUGCAGCAGGCCCAGAAGGUGAGGACGUGUGUGUGUGUUUGUGUGAGAGUCGUUCCCCUCCAGAUGUCUCAGCUAGCACUAAUGCUUGCAGGAUUAGUCUGUCACUGCUCAAGUGUCCCAAUGAGAUUCAUCAAGCCCUUACAGCCCUUGGAUCCUGUGUGUGUGGGGGGGGGGGGGGGGGGUAAGAGUGUCUCCCCUGCCUCUCUCUCUCUCUCUCUCUCUCGCUCUACCCUCCUUCUCCCUUCCCCCUCUCCCUGUCACCCUCCACCUCCUCCCUCUCUCCCAGUCUUUAAGAACCCGGUUUGUAAGGUCUACAAGUUCCAGACGGUGGAUAGUAAAUGGAUGCUGGUGAGAGAGCAGAUGGAGGAGUGUACUCUGUCCUUCAGCAUCCCCAGACAGCUCCUCCACCUCUACAUCCAGGAAGACAUGAGGAGGAUACAGGAGCUGAGGGACCUUGGGGAACUGUCUCCCCACUGGGACAACCUGAGGAAGGAGGUGAUUGGCCGUUAUGGACAGGUGAUAGCUGCCUACCAGGAGACCCUGGCUGAGCUGAAUAAGAUCACUGGUCCGUCGUUCAAGCCGAGCUGCAGCAAGGCCCAGAGGUAUCUAGAGUUCAUCCCUAUCAACCUGCACACCCAGAGGAUGAGGGUGACGUGUCCUCGACAAACAGAUGCAUUCUAUGACGUGAUCACGGUGGGGGCUCCAGCGGCCCACUUCCAGGGCUUUAAGGGCGGAGGGCUGCAGCGACUACUGAGCAGACAUGAGGCAGAGAAGAAGAGUUUCAGCACAGCAUACCAGUGCAUCUACUACUCCCCGGAGCACACAGCCAAGGCCCAGGAGGUGUUGCACAGUGUGGGCCAUCUCCAACCUCUCAUCUCGGGCCUGGCAGACCAGCUGCUUCAGGCCGCCCAGCAGCACUCCAUGGCUGGGCUGAGGGAGGCACUCAAGACCCUGGCUGGAAAGACGGAGCAGUUUGUGCAUGCGCUCAAAGACGAGCUGGUGAAGAGCGCCUUGCUGGCCCUCCACGCUGCACAGCCCGGCUAUGUUACGAAGAACCAGAACCAGACCUUGCCAGGCCACCAGGGUCACAGCCACCAGGACCACCCUAGUCCCAGCCAGAGGGGUCAACAAGGCCAGAGUCCACCCCAGAACCCAGGCCACAGUCCUGGGCAGCCAUCGGCUACAGACAGCCCUGUGGUGGUGUGUAAUAAUGUGGAUGGUGGCUCCCAGACGGCUCCCAUCAGAGAAGACGGGCAGGCACCUCUGAAGCGCCAGGACUCCAUUCCGUGCCAUAAGGAGUACGACGAGGAGGAAUGGGACAGGGUGUGGGCCGACGUGGCGAAGAGCCUCAACUGUGUCAUCGCCAUGGUGGACAAGCUCCAGGAGCAGGAACCAAUCAACAACAACCAGGAACAACCAAUCCCUAAGCAGGUCCUGGCUGACGUCAUCACCUCCCACAACCCCGAAGGGGAUUGGCGGGAGCAGCUCUGCCCUCUGGUGGUGAGGUUGAAGGAGUGCGUCGCGGAGGUGGUGGUGCGGGCCAGGAGGGCCAUGACCUUCGUCCUGCUGCAGGAGGCGGCCUGCAGCAUCCCCCAGGGACUGUUCCUCAAGCAGAGGAGGGAUGUGGUCUUCAGUCAGGCGCUAGCUGCGUUGGCGUGUGGUUUCGUCAUGAGGCUGUACGCGGGGAUGGAGGAUAAGGGCUUCCUCAGGCAGCUCCACCUAGUGGGCCUGGUGGCACAGUUUGAAAGCCUGCUAAGCACCUACAGUGAGGAGAUUGGCAUGCUGGAGGACAUGGAGGUGGGCAUCUCAGACCUGCACCGGGUGGCCUUCAAGAUCACCCAGGCCAAGACAGACAACCCCUGUGACCUGCAACCUGUAGUCAUCGGCAGGCGCGACCAUUAUACUGUAGAAGUGCCAUUACCACGGCUGGCCUUCCAGACGUUACCCCAUGAGAUCAAAGAGGGCAAGGCGUUGCAGGUUUACCCGGUGCUCUUCAACGUGGGAAUCAACGAACAGCAGACAAUAGCAGACAGAUUCGGAGACAUCUCUUUGCAAGAGAGGAUAAACCAGAGGAACUUUGAAAUUUUAGACAGUUAUUACAAAUCACUAAGCGAUAAGGUGCCAUCAGAAUGUCUGCCAUGUUUUCAAACGCAGACGGACUUGAAAGAUUUACUCAAAACCCUGGGCCAGAAUGUAGUGACGAAGAAGAGGAAGAAUGUGGAGAUACUGUGGCUCGCUGGAACGAUCUGCCGACGGCUGAACGGGAUCAGGUUCACCAGCUGUAAAAGUGCCAAAGACAGGACGUCGAUGUCUGUAACCCUGGAGCAGUGUGCCCUGCUGAGAGACGAGCACCAGCUCAACAAGGAUUACUUCAUACGAGCCCUGGACUGCAUGCGGAGUCGGCACACCCAGGGAGAAGUAGUGUGUCAGUGGGAUUCGGACCCCGAGGCGGCGUGCUCUGUAGCGGAGAACAAGCCGGCCUCGCGACACUUCUACCCCAUCGCCCUACUGCUUGUCAGCUCACACCUGCUGGUCGUGUGGUUAAUUUUAAGUCUUGUUUUUCUGCUUGCAAAAUAUCAAUAAAGUUGCUGAUGAUGCCAUGUACUAACCUUGUGUGCGUCAGGUGGUGAUUU
Molecule: messenger RNA, 3775 nt
Organism: Oncorhynchus kisutch (coho salmon)
Lineage: Eukaryota; Metazoa; Chordata; Actinopteri; Salmoniformes; Salmonidae
Product: type II inositol 3,4-bisphosphate 4-phosphatase-like
Exons: 24
Coding region: 582-3725 (1047 amino acids)
Cellular component (GO): cytoplasm
Molecular function (GO): phosphatidylinositol-3,4-bisphosphate 4-phosphatase activity
Source: RefSeq, a predicted model, not a curated record